Molecule: messenger RNA, 699 nt
Organism: Cladocopium goreaui
Lineage: Eukaryota; Dinophyceae; Suessiales; Symbiodiniaceae
Source: the annotation of a GenBank genome assembly
AUGAAGUUGUCGGAUGCCUUUGCGGUGCUGGGUCUUCCGCCUGGAGAGAAGGACCCCGCCACAAUCCGAAGUGCUUACCGCCAGCAGCUUCUGCAGGCUCAUCCAGACAAAGGCGGAGAUGUUGAGGUGUUUCGACAAGUUCACUUGGCUGGAGACCUCCUGUUGUCAACCCAGCCUGCCGCAAAGGUCAAACCCAAAGCUCAAAGGUGUCCUACCCCGAAGCCGCCACCAGGACCUGGACCAUCAAGAGUGAGGCGAAGCGGCAAGAGCAAGUCCUUUCGACUGACCAGUGUAUUCCAGGAGUCGGAGAAUUUGGAUGCCCUCUUCUCUGGCCGAAAUCCAAGCAAGGGUUCAAGAGGUCUGACCAGCGAGAUUUUGGGCAAAGUCCAGCAGGCAAAAAAUCUUCAUGGCGACGCUAGAAGCGAGUUCUUGAAAGCGUUGUCCUCCAACACUCGCUCGCAAGUGGAACGGUUGCUCGAAAAUCCGGCGAACAUCUUGGGUGAUCGAGCAGGCUGUCAAGGGGCUCAAGGAGCGGAAACUGCAGAUCAAUACGAAGAACCCUCUGAGGCGCAUCAUGUUGAGAGGGAGAUAGCUGGAUUGAAAGCAAGAUUGGCAGCUUUGUCACAGCAGGAGCGGCGGGAUGAAAUUGGCCGACUCCCACCAAGCCAGCAGCAAGCCUUGAAGAAGCACUUGUUAGCA